AUGACCGUCAACCCAGAUUUCGAUAGACGCACUCGCACUCGAUACUCACAAGAGCUCGCUGCUUACACUCUCCGCCAAUUCUCUACUGCUCGCGCCCAGCUCGAUGAAGGAAAAAAGGAAGACAUAGCAAAACUCCCAGCUGCGUAUCAACGCGUCGUCAGUGCUGAGAAACUCUCAAGUCAUGGCAUGUCUAUUUUUGUGGGCUACCUGGCAUCCACUGAAGUUGAAAUUUAG
Laccaria bicolor S238N-H82 is the source of this 234-nucleotide messenger RNA. RefSeq lists its product as uncharacterized. NCBI's taxonomy places the organism in Eukaryota, Fungi, Basidiomycota, Agaricomycetes, Agaricales, Hydnangiaceae. The transcript has a single exon. The record is from RefSeq and is a predicted model, not a curated record. Bases 1 to 234 code for a protein of 77 amino acids.